Messenger RNA from Phanerochaete carnosa HHB-10118-sp, 1026 nucleotides. RefSeq lists its product as uncharacterized. The transcript is spliced from 3 exons. NCBI's taxonomy places the organism in Eukaryota, Fungi, Basidiomycota, Agaricomycetes, Polyporales, Phanerochaetaceae. The coding region runs from base 1 to 786 and encodes 261 amino acids. The record is from RefSeq and is a predicted model, not a curated record.
AUGGCAAUUUCAGGACCAUCAAAACUUGCAGCCAAGCUGGCAGUCUCACGCCACACUGGACUGUCAUACCUUGCUAAUAGGCGAAACAUCGAAGCUCCGUGGUACGCGGAGAUGUUGAGUAGGAUUACCAUUCUUCUGUCAGGUGUACCCUGCACGGUCAUCGCUCCCCAGCUCCCUGUGAACUUGAUGGUGGAACUGGACGCGGGCGGAGAUGUAGUGAUGGCUGGCGGGGAGGAUGACGAUGAAGCUGCCGUACAAGACCCGGAUGCCAGCAUGGAGACCAUCGCCGUCCCCGUGGAAGAUGAGAUGGUUCCCGACUUCUGCGUUAUCGCCGGCGAUUGCAGGCCGGACAACACCGACGACGGUCGACUCAAGGCCUACUUCUUGGGUCAUAAAAUCAAGAAGAGUCGAGUGGUCGCCAUAGUAGAAUGCAAGCGGCACCCCAAGAGACGCCUGCCCGCACAUGAGCUCGACCAGAAGCUCCUCAACCUCUUGGCUACCGGAGCAUUUCAGGCGGAAGAUCAAGGUGCCCUGCUUUUCGACGCCGACCGAAGUGUCAAGGAAGUUUAUCUUAUUGCCUCUAGCGGGCACUACUGGAGAGUCGCACUUCUGACCCGCGAUAACGUUCCUCAAGGAGCAGGAGGCCCCAACGCCUCAUACGUCGAUGCUCCGGAGGACCUAAAGUGGUCCAAGACAUACGAGAUGGGCACCUCUUCGUCCGACCGAAAGCUGGCCUCGCUGAGGAGGAACAUUCAGAAGAUGCAGGAAGCUUUAUGCCAGGAGUAAGAGAGGGGGCAGCCCAACCUACCUAGGCCGUGCCGUAAGAGUUGCACGGUUGCAGGAUUCGCACGUGGGGCGAGAUGACAGGGUUAUUGUGUGUUCUAUAAGGUCGAAUGCGUGUUCUCGGAUUGGUUAUGAAUAUGUAUCACGCGAGAGGGUCCGCCGCUCGAAUGUGACCAUUGAAAAGGAUAGACACGCACUUGGGUAUUCGCUAUACUUAUUUCUAGUCUACUAAUCAGCCGGUAG